Molecule: messenger RNA, 7195 nt
Organism: Astyanax mexicanus (Mexican tetra)
Lineage: Eukaryota; Metazoa; Chordata; Actinopteri; Characiformes; Acestrorhamphidae
Exons: 2
Coding region: 621-6641 (2006 amino acids)
Biological process (GO): positive regulation of calcineurin-NFAT signaling cascade
Cellular component (GO): Z disc
Source: RefSeq, a predicted model, not a curated record
CGCCCAGCCACCUACACCAAAACAGCCUGAGCGCCCAACAGGGAAAACAGGCAAUCGGCUGCUCUGCUCCUGAGUUACUAGCUGUUGUCGUCUCUUUAGGGGGAGGCCGAGAGUUAAUAAGCAGACAGUAAUAGCGCUUAUGCGCCCAAAUCCAAAAUAGCGGAUGACCAUUUCCAUUUCAUCUGCCUGCAACCGGACACCAGCUGGCUGUGCCGAUAUGUGCACUCACUAGACCCUACCCAGGUUACAACUGGUGUUUGGGCUGAGCGACUGCCGCGGCUCUUUCGAUAGGCUGCAUUCUGUCUGCUUUCUUGCACUUUCUUGCCCUUCUGCAUGGAUUUCUACUCCCACCCUUCACUCUGCCACAGUCACACGAGGAGAGACCUUCUGUAAAAUUUCCCAUUCAGUGAUAACUGAAGACGGUAUCUUCUCCAGGGGGCCUCGACUGCAAGGGUUCUGUGUGGUCAUCUGUGGAAACUCUCAAUGGAUUUCAUAAAAGAUGGAAUAUGGAGAGCCAAUCGAAAUGUGAAAGGAAAAUCAGUAGCUGUAAACUUCUGCUCAUGGCAACCUGAGCUGCCCCCCACAUCAGCCUGAAGAUCGAGGAACGAGGACUACACACCAUGAACUGCAUCGAGAAACGGCAUGUGAGCCACAAAGCAAGCAUGCCGCACCUCUACUACCUGGACAGCUUCAUGGACGAGCUGGAUCGAGAGGUCAUGAACCUCACGGAUCGGGCCUUCAAAAGCCUGUGCAUCGGCGACGAGGCGAUCUACAACGACUCGGAGUUCUCACCACCGCUAGUGAGCUGCCACAAGCCACUAGUAGAAGAAGUAUCUAAAAAGACUCAACAGACAUGUUCCAUGGCAUUCAAAAAGCAAGAAACUCAACCCCAUCUCAAUGGUGUGAACAACAUGCCAUGGCAAAUGAACAAAAGCUCCUCACUCUUCGCUGCAUUUGCAGCCAAGAAAAAUGGAGAUGCCACCAAGAUGACCAAUGGCGACUCGUGGGAUAAAUCAGCACUGCUUAGCAUUCAACAAGAACUAUCCGAAUUUUCCUCAGACUAUCAGAACAAUAUUGCACAUCACCACAAUUCCCAGGUCAAGAAUCAUCUCAAAUCCUCAGAGAAAAGCAAUAAAUCGAUCGCAGACACAUCUACUCAAUCAGGGAAAUUGAGCAAAAGCAAACACAGCAAAUCCAGCAAGCUCAAAAAAUUGAAUUCCAAAAACUUCUUCCUUCACAGUGAACUCAGCCCAUUCCAGUCCUGGAGGGACUUAAAUAAGUUUCCUUUUGGACUGGAGAACAUAGAAAUCUUCCAAAGCAAUGGCCCACCCGAAUGGUACGAUUCGCCACUCUACAAAAAACUCACCAUGUCACACAGGUUACACAAUUCAGAGUUACACGAUUCAGAGUUACAUGAUUCAGAGUUACAUGAUUCAGAGCCACAUGAUUCAGAGUUAAAUGAUUCAAUUCAAUCCAAGGGGGCAAAGCAGUGCUCAAACCCUAAGUUACCCCAAAACAACACAGACCUUGACUUCAAGACUUUGACUUCCACAAGCAUGCCUUUAAAAUCAGAAAAACAGCCUGAACCUCACAAAAUUCCCACCGAACCUCAGCCUCCUCCAGUCUUGCUGAAAUCCUCUGAGCAGUCUGAGCUGAGGAGUCAGUCUGAAGGCGCCCCCUGGAGGAAAAACAGAAGCAGGGCAAAAAGUGCAGUCCCUAUUGGUCAGUCCCUUCUAAGCUCACUUACAUGUGAAAAGGCAAAAGCUGUAGAAGAGGUUGAACUACCAAUCAAAAAGGAUGUCAGAACAAUGGAAGAACAAAGCUCCACAAGUUCAACCCCAUUCAACAUUUUACAGCUGCUAACUCCAGUCAUCCCAUCCAGGCAGGGAACAGGAAGUUCAGAGGUGCUUCAAUCUGUUCUCUCACCAUCUACGCUCGAUCUACCAGUGCUUGCAGAAAGAGAUCUGCACCCGUCACCUGAGAUUAAACGGGAAGGCUACAAAUCCAUUGCUUCAAGUCUGCUGUUCAAUCUCAAGGACAACAGGAAACGGGUCAAGGCGAUGUACAGCCCACCGAAGUUCAGAAGUUCAGAUCCAACAGAUCAAAAUAAACUGUCUCCUUUGGCUGAACAGGUUCUUACCAAAACUGGCCAGGAAGUUGCUGAGAGUUCUGAUGCUAAAAUCGCAUCACCUGUUCAUCCGAAAGCUCAUAAAUCCCCAGCCAGUGUUCCUCAAGAGACUGCAGGCCAGCAAAAGUCUACUCCCAGCGGACAUAUAAAUGGGGGGUUGCCAGAUGACUUCUUGGCACUGAGUUUACUGCAGGCUGGAAAUGGAAGCUCUCCUUGUUUGAAAUCUAACAAGAGCCCGGUGGUUAACAAAGCCACAUACCCAUCGUUAAAUCUGUACCGGAAAGCUAGUCCAGAAGAAUGCAUGGAUGCAAAAACCGUGCAAGCACUGAGUGUACCCGGUUCACAUCCAAACCUGGAUAAAAGCACUACAUUAAAAGAGAUGGACGGCAAAGAAAGGCAAAGAAAAACACCAAAUACACCAGUCCCAUCAAUACUUGUGAACAAGCCUACAGACCAUACAAACAAAAGAAAAAGUGAAAGCAUUCACACGAACGAUGAUAAGAAUAAAGGUAAAUUAGGAACAGUAGGAAAUGUACAGACUGAGAAAGUGGACAUCAUUUCUCUAAGAGAAAAAUAUCCUCUUGCACUUAUGAAGAAGCCCAAUGUAAAGACAGAAACACUGAGUCCUGUAUGUGGCAGGAAUCAAGACAAAGCAAACAUGGGAGAAACAGAGAAAGUCGAGCAAAGACUUGCGAAGGAUAGUAAAGAAAGGAUGGAAGCAAAAGCUAAGCAUGUAUUUUCAGCAAGACAGAACAACUAUAUCAAAAGUCAGAGAAGUGUAAGUGUAGAUGUGCAUGAGGAGGAGUACGGACAUGGUGGAGAAGAUGUAGCUUGUGUAAGAAGCAAAAGCGAGGUGGCAAAGGAGAAUGUCUCAAGGAUGUCAGAAAUUACAAAUGUCAGUGAAGAGAGGAAAAGUAAACAGAAUGGAGGUGCAAAUGAAGUUAAACUCAUAGAAAUAGCUAAAGAAGGAAAACUGGGAGGAACGUCUAUCAGGGAAAGUGUUAAAAAUGAAGCUUUCAACAUGAAAGACAAUAAUUUGGCUCUCUCAAACAUUUCAGGUCUUAGCAGUGAACAAAAAGCAACCAAGGGUGAUGCCUUUUCAAUAAAAGGAAACACAUCAGCCAAAAGAGCGCUGUUCAUUUCUAAGGAACAAUCGUUUACUAAGGCAGCAGUUGCUGCAAAGAAGGAAAACACAGUAAUGGAUAAGUACGAGGCAGCAAAAGCAGCACUGGAGGAAGUGAUCGCUGAGAGAAAUCAAAGAAAGAAGCAAAGUCAGGACUUUUCAUCCACUGACAGAGAUAUUGAGAUUGAUAAAGUAUCAAGUUCUAAGUGCCAAUCAGCUGAUUAUGAACAAGAUUUAAUAACACAAGAACACUACAGGCAGGCGAUAGCCAUGAGUCAGAAGGACAUGUUCGAAAGUGCUGCAAAAGACAGGAGAGGGGGUCAAAAGGGCUUUUCCGAUUUUAAAUCCAGCAGCCAAAUCGUCCAAAGUAUGUCGGAAAGGGACACCAAACAUGGAGAAAGUCGUGUGGCCGAGGUAAAUUUAGCUGGGCCUUGUAAGCAGGAAGGUGCUGGUGAGCACGGCCAGCGUGCAGCUGGACAGAUAAAAUAUAGAGAGAGAGACAGAUCUGGCAGACGUGAACGACACCAAAGCGAGCCUGAUAAUGUCAAAGCUCUGGAUAAAGUAACUAAACAUAAAGAAAGAGAGCAUGUGCCUAAAAUUAUUAACCUUAUGAAAGAGAGUUCAAGGGUUCCCAGUACUGAGAGUAGGCUCACUACGCAAGUUGAUGACUGUACAGCAGUUCAGAAGAAGAGCAGUUCUUUCAAACCAGAGGUUCCUCCUAGAAGAGGUAGAGCAGGGUCACAAAACGAGGAGAGAUUACUAUAUGAGAUUGAAAGAAGGGAAGACAGAGAAAGAGUUGAUAAAACAGGUGAAAAUGUUAUGAAAGUGAAGGCGAAUUUACCAAAGGAGAGAGGACCUGUGAGAGGACACGUGUCAGCCUUGAAGGAAAAGUUUAACAAAGAACAAGAAGCUCCAAGUAGUGCAACAAAUGUUCAUGACUAUCUGGCUCUAGAUAAUGGACUUAAGGAGAAUCCUCCUAAAAAAGACAAAGUAAAACUAAAAGAGAGUGUAGAGAAGGAGAAAGUCUUAGUACCCUCAAGUACCCCUGCAAGUGAAACAACACCAACUAAACAACAAAACAAAAAUCCUGAACGAAUUGAUGUAAGUUCAAGCAAGAGCUGUGAUAUAAACCCUGAUUUAUCAACAGUAAGGCAAAGACAAAUGAAUGAGACAGUUAGAGAGUCUAAUAAUGCUGAAGAAACUAAAGAGAUUGCUGUUUUAGAAAGUGAUCUCGCAACCAAGAAAGAGGAGAACAUAAGAGUCAUAAAGGAGAGUCCUUUAUGUGCUUCUGAAGCUUCAGAAGUUCCGGAAAAGCGAAGCCCAAAGCCCUCAAAAUCCAAAGAUAGCAGUAAAAAUUCUGUCAAACAGCUUUUAAGUGAUCUUUUUGGAAAGGCAGAAGCAAGAAAUGUAAAACCUGAAAUGUGCGCAUCUGUGAAAGAAAUCCCAGUAAAGACACCAGAAACCCCAGAAUCGAUCCAAGCAGAGAGUCCUUCAAUUCAUAGCAUCAAAGUUUAUGAUAUUCUUAAACAACCUGAGCCCUUGUCACCUGUAAAUCUCACACAAUUCGAGCAGGGCAACCUUCUUCUUCUUUCAAAUCCAACGCCAGAGUCAACACUAGAGUCCCUAGCCCAACCUGAAGUUGAUUUGGCAAGUCCAGCAAGAACAUGUGAAGAGAACUUCGAGAACCUCACUGAGGAGAAAUCGAGUGAGCCAAGUCUUUCUGAGAGGUUAUCUUCCCCUCCAAGUGAUGUAGACAAGGGAGGGUGGGUACGCUGUUUGAUUGAAUCUGCUAGAAAUCUAACUCCCACCAGUCAGUCCACUGCAUCUACGCCCACAAUGGGAAAACCUGUUUUAUUCAAGGUGAAAGACAAUACAUUUAAUUCCUCUCCUGUUACCAAAACUGUGAGACCUAUCCUUCAUAAAACUAUACCAGAGAUUUGCCAGCUGUGGUCUCCUAGGGAAAGCUUGAGUGGAUCUGAACGGGGUGAGGAGGACCUUUACAAGGACUGUGUAGAAGUGCAGAGUCCAACCAUACUAUCUCCAACUCCACCUUCCACGCCGGCCAGAAGUCCCCAGCCUGAUCAGUCAUCAAUCGGCUACAAGGGCAAAGUGCAACUGAAUUAUCUCACAGUGCCGGAAGAGGACGAGAGGCAAUCUGCUGUGAGCUCUGAUGUUUCUGAGGGAAUAGAGAGUUGUGGAACGAGUAUAGGAGAUGCUGUUGAGGAGAUUGUUGUUACCCUGCCUACAGAAGAUCCAGAGGAAUCUAAGCUACAAAGCGAGAGAUCUGGAUCUGCCUGCAGUGGCCUUGAAAAUCAGUCACAAGUCAAGCCUCCAGUUGUUCCUCCGAAAACAGAGAAAGCCCUGCGGCGUGCCAUGAGGCUCACUACAAGAAGAAUCCAGAAGGCAGAGUCCAAAAGCAAAUCAGAGCGCAAAGGCCGGAGCUGCGAGAAAAACACCAGUCACAAACCUGAGCGGAGACACCACAGCAGCGACAAAGUUCUCAGCAGUCAAUCAGAACUUCAAGCACCUGCUGUAGACUUUGAUGGAAGCAACCAAAGCACUGGAGAAAACAAGCCUCACAGAGGAGAAAGGUAUGCCAGAGAGCCUUCAAGAGAUUCAAGCAAUCAAGAAGGACACUACAGCGAGGAGAUGCUACAGCUUGAAAGUCCUGUCAAUCGAAACAAUAACCAAGCAAAAAUGAAGAAGAUGACAAACUUCAGCAAUCAAUCAAGGCAAAUUCCAGAAUCAGGUCAUCAUUUUGACUCUAAGGUGCCUGUAGAUGCCCCAUCUGAAAGACCAGGUCGCACCAGUGAUAAAAAAUCCCCACCCGAGAGGCUGGAUCGCAGGGCUCAUAGUUUGGACAGAUAUUUGACCAAUAUGAAUGAAGUCGCAAAGAAACCACCUUUGCGCCAAAACAGCAUAGAACAUACCUACGCUUCCAAUAUUGUAACACAGUCUUUCCCAAUGACCCAAAGGAAGCUUCUGCAGGAUCCAGAUUCUGGGCAGUAUUUUGUCGUGGACAUGCCAGUGCAGGUCAAGACGAAGACUUUCUUCGAUCCAGAGACGGGAAGUUACGUCCAGCUCCCGGUUCAGUCUCAUGAAGCCCCUGUACCACAGGCACAGUCUAUGGAAGUGGUGAAGGCACCUCCACCACUCGUGCUCUAUCAUGGCUUCGUUCCAAUGCCCGUCUCGACUUUACCUGCACAGAACUCAUCCAUCAAGUUAGGCUCUGUGGUUACUCCUAAUGAUUUGGAAGGGUUUGAAUCCAGUGAAAUAGAAAGGCAUGAUGAUGAAAUCUACCAAAAGCCCAAACCCUACCCUGAUCCUGCAUCUGUACAUGUAUCGCAGGAUUGUUUAGGAGAUGUGGAAACUGUGGACAGUGUCAGAUGAAGUCAUAAAAUUAGGUGACAGAUGACUUUAUAGAUUGUGGUCUUGGAUUUAAGUGUGUCUGAGUCCAGGCAUUUAGAUGUUUGAUUUUUCUUCCUGAUGAAUAUAGUCUUUAAAACGUGCUUUCACAAGAAACAGCAUGCUGGUAUGACAUGGAAUUAACGUUUGUGCUCCAUGUAUUUGUAUCUGCAUUGAUCACGACUGACUUUGUAAAUGUUGAAUUCUUAUCAAAUGAACUUAAAACUAGUUUCCUCACUGUUUUAAGUUCUGAGGAGUUGUACUUUUGUAAUGAUAAUGUGCAGCUAGACUAGGCAAUAGCGCUUUGCCAGAUAAUUUUUGAUACAUGUUGUAUUGUAAGUAUUUUUGCAGACUGGAGGAUGCACUUAUUUAAACACAAGUGACGAAUAGUUGCUGUAUGUCUUAAGUGACAUAUAUUUCAAUGACCAUUGGUGUCAUUAUCUUUGAGUGUACUUUGGAAUGAAUGAUAGAGUUGAUAGAGCUCAGGAUUUGUUGGCUUCAUACAUUGUAAACCAUUCCAAUAAAAACAUCUCAGUUAA